Protopterus annectens (West African lungfish) is the source of this 5675-nucleotide messenger RNA. RefSeq names its product centromere protein L (gene CENPL). Lineage: Eukaryota; Metazoa; Chordata; Ceratodontiformes; Protopteridae. The record is from RefSeq and is a predicted model, not a curated record. The transcript has 5 exons. Bases 474 to 1514 code for a protein of 346 amino acids.
UUUGUUCCCAAGAUUGAAUCAAUUGUUUCUGUCUUGGAUCCUACGCUAGGGCUGCUGGGAAGAAGCGGAUUCAAACGGCUGGCGGGCCGUCAGUGGGAUGGAUCCUGAGUGUAUUAGGUUUAUUGUUAUUUGAAGGUGGAGUUUUGUAGAUAGGGUUUUUUUUUUUAGUACCACACUGGUUUUCAUUCUGAUGUUCAGCUUUAGUGGAUCCUUGAGUGACAUUUUAUUGUAGGCGCGUUAUAACUAUUAGAUGUCGUUGCUAUUCAAAGCUAAAAGUGAAGAUUUUAACUGUCUGCAUGGCCUCAUUGGUACUUUACUAUACAGGAGUCGGAUAUUUUCUUUUUGACCGUAGACUAUCACUGGCAACGGGAGACUGGGGCUUCAGGGCUGAGCUUAAGUGCAGGGCGGCUCCUGCUCCCCGGGCCCCCAGCAUUUCGUGAGGGGAGCAGCAGAUUUUCUAAAAGAAGCUGGGAAUGGACAUCUCAGAAAAUAAGUCAUUAUCUCCAGGAGCUACUGGCACAAGACGUGGAGUCCAGUUCACCAGUGGAUGUUCUCAAGUGUUUGGUGUAGCAUCUGCCAAAAGACAUGCUGCCUUUCACCAUACUCCAUCUCGAAGGAAGGUGCCAGGAUUUAGCCCUUUGCAGGAGAAUGUGGACCCUGAGAAGAUUGCUUUGCUGCUUCGGAAAAGGUGGACUCUCUACAGUCUGACCCCACUCUACAAGUUCUCUCAUGCUGCCCUGAAGGCAUAUAGCAGGCAGCUAUCUGCUUACAUUGCAGCUGAAAAGCAGAAGGGCUUGGCUAUAGCUGUGGGACUGGACCUUGGUGUUGCAGUAGUCUUCUCCCCUCUGCCGGGGCUUCGUGGUACAGUCCAGGAUCCUGAAGCAGUUCUCAUUCAGAUUACAUCCAAGUCUCCGUUUCCGACCUGGAGAAAUGAAGAGAAGUUGGUAUGGUCUGGCUGGCUUUGCUGUACUUCAGGAGACACAGAGUUCUUGGAAAACCUAAUGAAGGAUUUCACCUGUCUCCCUCUGUUUUUAACAAAUGGUACAGAAUCUCUGACUGCUUUAGUAGGGGCCUGGUUCCAGACUACAUUUGACUGCAGUUUUAGCCUUUUAACUGUCAGCUCUUUAAAUCUUGCCUGGAUGGCUGCCAUGUGGACAGGGUUUGAUCUAGAUUCUGGACAUACUGUCACAGAGCUCCAUUGGUCUGUGCCUUGCAGUCCGAGCCUGGAAAUUUCACUUUCUGUUCAUCCUGACGAUGCCAAGGCCCUCUGGCAAAGUAUCCAACAAAACAAAGAGGAGGUGACCGAAGAGGAGGUUACCUUGUUUAUUGAAAGCCUUCAAUCACAUUUUUACAAACACUUCAAGAUUCACCUUUCAGCAACAAAACUGAUACAAGUUUCCACAUCUGUUGCCUCCAUAGAUUGUGAAGGAAAACUUAAGCUUCUGCACAGAGAUUGCAUCAGCAAAGUGCUUUCAUUUCUCACAGAGCUAGCAAUCAAUAAAAUCCUAUGGUAACUGUCACUGCAGACAGCUUUAUAUGAACAGCGCAGUUUCUUUCUCUGCAGCUUGAAGUCGACCACCACUGUCAAGUUUUGCCUUUACAGCUGCAGGGGCCUCAUUGGAAAUGUUGCCUUUGGAUCAUUCAUAUAAGUGGCAUGUUGGUAAAUGUCAUCAUGGCCACUUGAAGUUUGCAUAUUUUAAGUCACUAGAAAGUGAACAGAUUUUGUAAAUAGUGGAAUAAAUUUUAUGAAACUUUCCAGCAACAGCCAUUGAAAUAUGGCUAACGUCUGAUGUUUAGUACAUGUAAAUAAGUAUUUUAUCUUGUAUACAAAAAAUCUGUAUGUUUAAAAAUGUUUUAUCUGUUUUAUACCAAAGCACAGACUUUUUAAACAUUCAUCUGCUUUACAUUUAUACUCACUCUGGUUUCACGUGAAAAGAUAAUGGAAUGCGUCAUUUCUCGCUGUCGUUUUUGUACCCAAUUAUGAUUCAUUAAAUUCCACUUGUGUUAAGAAAAGUAAAAUAGCCUUAGACUUCAGCUUGCUUGAGCCUGUGUUCAGUAAAACGCUUAAGGAUACUUGCUCAUGUAAAGAGAACUGACAUCUGGGAAAAAAAUCUUAUUUGAACUGGAACCUGCGUUCUUAAGAAAUAAGAUACCCUACCCCUUCCUAAUAUUGUCCCGGUCUUCUAAUCUAUUUCUGUUAGCUAAGCAUCUACGUGAUUGCUUUGUCCAGGCUUUGGCUUUGAAGAUAGGACACUGUAUCACAGGUAACCUGAGGUAAUGUAUACUGUAUUAUUGUCAAACCUAUAUUAUUUAGACAUUAGCCCCCCAUUACCGUCAUUUUAACCAGGCUUUUGCAUAGACCUCUCUCAAAAAAAUACUGUAGCAUCUCUAAGUAGAACGUUAGUUUGAAUAGAUGUUUAUAUAUAGCACAAUGUUUCAGGUAUUUAACCUACUGCAUUUAAUAGUUUUAUGAUUUUCAGUUUGGGCAAUCUGUAGUUGAACCUCACAGUGCAUUAGAUGGUAGGAUGUUUGCCAUCUAGUUGGUCCUGUAAACAAGCUUAUGCCUGUCUAAUACUGUUCUCUGAGCAGGUGUUGUGAACCUGAGCCCCAUUUUGACCAGAAAGGCAGAUGAUUCUAUUUUCACCCCACUCACACUAGUAGUCUUAACAAUUACGGGCUUGUCCUCCUGAAAAACAAGAUGGAUAACAGUACUGACCUAGUGUGGCAGCUAAUGCCAUUGUAUUAGAAUAUCUGUAGCUUUUGCCCAGGUAUACAUUUCUCUUCGCCAUUUGUAAAAGAUAAGGAUGCAUUGCAUUUCCUUGUAUUUCAGAAACCAUCUAAAACUCUUAGUAGAGCAGUUAAUGAAACCUUUCUGAAUAACUGAACAUUUGAGAGGGUUUUUUUUUUGGUCAAAUCUUGGGUUCGCAGGCAUCAUUACGGUAUAUUUGCCCUCCUAUUCCUUAAUUCCUAGUCUUUACUUGCAGGCCAGCAUCUUUAUUGCCUUGGCAAUAUCCCAUGUUGGCUUGGUGACUUUUGUUAUUGGCAUCAUGCAGGAAGUCCUUGCUUCUGCACUGGUAAUCUAGUUGGAUUUUCAUGUUUGCUACUUCUGUUUUUGUCUAGUGUUUUCUUCAGGCUAAAAACAAUGGGGAUUCCUGUCUGCUUUUUUCUCUUCUGACUAAUCGCCAGACUAGUACACUGUGGAAAAAGGUACAAUUCUUUUUUCUCUUGUGUACAGGUUUAGCUACCAGCUUUUUCUUUCUAAUGUUUACAUGUGCCUUUAAAUCUUCCAUUCCGUGGUUUGACUUUGGGCUUUUUCUUUCUAAUGUUUACCGGCACCUUUAAAUCUUUCAUUGUAUGGUUUGACUUUGUACUGCUUUACUCUCCAUAUAUGCAGCAGAGACUGCCGUGUUGUGUGGGCAAGUACAAAACAACUGGAUCACAGCUGUUGUCUGUCACUCUGACACAUGUCUCCAGAAUUUUGUUGUGGGUGCACUCCCUCUUUCAAGCAUUGCAACACCGGGCUGAGACACUUGUCCGUAGAAGUUUGCAGUUGCUGUAUGAACAUUCUUAGUGAAAAUGCCAUGGAUAUAAUUUUCCAGUAGCCUUUCCAAUUAGUUUUUUUUCUUCUUCCCAGUAGUCAUCCUAACAGCUGACCCAGUGCUUCAUGUCCCUGCUGCAUCCACUUGGUCACUCCAGUCAUCCCACGGACUAUAUAUUUGAUGGCAAGGCCAGCAUGAAUCCUAAGGGUGUCCUGUGGAUGAGUUACUGUCACCCUUGGGGUUUUGUACUUUAAUGCUACCUCAUUUCUCCCCAUGUGUGCUGCGGCCAGUCUCUGGGUGUGCAGAGGGCACACCACCUUACCCCACACUUCCCCAGAUACCCUGCCCCUUCAGCCCAGCACAUUGUAAAUGGCUUCCCAGCCUGCUUUAAUUGCAGUUUCUAAUUCAUCAGAUUUGCAUCCUAGAUGCUGCCAGUGGAUUUGUUAACAUUGCUUCCUUAAUUUGCCACUUAAGUUAUUAAAAUAUUCUUGCUACAUUUACCCAGCACAUGCUGAGGUUGGACUGUCAGGAUGCUUUUUUAAGCACACUGGACCAGAUACUUUCCUGAAGGUUGGACAUUUCUAAACUGGGAAAUGUAACAUUGAGUGCAAUAUACAAAUCUUUUUUUUCUUAACUGGCACCUUAGACUGGACUAAUAUUUUGCAUUUAAGACUGCUAUUUUGUGAUAUUUGUUCUAAAUGUUGCCUUGGAUACAUGGACUGGACUACAGUCGGAAUGCAUUUCUUUUCACACUGAGCAACAAAUGGCCUCUUUUAGGUUGUAUGGAUGGGCCUCUCUUGCAUCUUUUACUUCAGUUACAAAGACUUUAUUAUGACCUGCUAUAAGUAGCAUGUACUGUUUUUAUUUAAUUUUCAUAGAAUCUAAACAUUUUCCUCUGUCUUGCUUUGCUGCUUUUUCUGUGUACUGAUUUAGAGAAUGGAGGAAGUCCUGUAACAGGUGCAUUCCCUUUCUGCCCUGUAACAUACUUUGGGUCAACAAUAUAGUAUGAGAUUGUGAAGGUCAGGUAAACUUCAUUUCACACACCUCAUAGAAUGUUGCACCCAGAAUUGCAUUUAUCAGGUAACCCAUUACAAGUAACUGAACCAUGGGUGUUUAUCUGCUCUCAGUUUUUAUUAAAAGCAUUUUCUUCUCAUCACUUCCCCUUUUCAUUCGUUCUUGACACUGUUCUGGUUUAUCUCUCUUCUUUCAGGAUUUCAUGGAUUAAGACUUUCAGUUUCUGUGGGUAUGGUGCUGUCCCUGACAUUUGUUGCUUUAGAAGGGUACUUUGUGUUACAAUACUGCUAGCAGUCUUCUUCCUGGUUUAGAGUAGUAGUUCAGGACAUUAUCGAACAGCAGUACAGUGCAAAUUGGGUAACGACUCGGAAGUAACCACAUUUUUAUUAAUGAAUCAUGUCCAUUUUGAAAGGGGACCCAGGGGAGGAGGCCUUAGAAAGAAAAUUAGUACUGAGCAAGUAGAACAAAAGGUUAUUUUAUUUGUAAAUGACAUAAAAAUGCACUUAUUUGGUUUUCAUUUUAUAAAUUCUGUGCAAGGUGUAUUAAUCUCAUAUGUGAAAUUUCAGUGUUGAUUUUUAAUGCAGUCUUUGGCACAGACAAUUAAAGAAGUUGGCUAACUGCAUACAAAUAUUGUGUAAGAAGCCAGAGAGACUCCAGUUUCAGGAUGUAUAAACCCUAAUAAGAAAUGAAAGCAGCAAGAACAGUGUACAUUUGUAAACGGUGGCUGCCUUUUUACAUUUAUCCAAAGGUGUUGUCACCCUUAAUAAGGACAAGUUCAUCAUUCUGUUACAUAGAUGGUGUCUGCUUCAUUUGAAACACCUAGUAAUGUCUUCUUUCUAGAAGUUUCCAUUCCAUUUAUUAUUGCCUUUGUCCUAUGAUGAGCAGUAACAUCCCACAUCAGAUAAACUGGAAGAAUUACAGACAAAAAUCGUAAGGCAGAGGAUAAUUUGCUUGGUUGGUUCUCAGCUGAUGACUGUUGCAUUCCACUUAAAGGGAAAGCCUGAGGUAAAAGCACCUUAGACUGGAUCAGGCUACAAAUUCAUCUUUCCUUUCUACUUUGUCAGUGGUUCCAUUGUUUUAAAAAAAUAAAAUAAUGAAAAUAAAGUUUAGUAUCACUUUGUA